UAAUAUGUACAGGGAAGCAAUAAAUGUCCCAGCACUUACCUCCUCGGCGUGACCGGGGGACCUCGGCCCCAGCAUCUCCUCGGCGUCAUCACCGCUUCCCCCUCGGGCGGGGAGGACAAAGAAGCAAACAGAACAAACACCCGGCGCGUCCCAGCGGUGAAACGCGUAGGCGUCGAGCGUGGAGCUCACCGCAAUUUUUGUGAAGCUAGGGGCUUUGGUCACUUGCGUUAGCCAAUUCAUUCUAAUUGUGGGACCCUAUUAUUUUUUACCACUCUAUCCACUCGAUUCUCGAUCUUCGAUCCUCCAACCAUUUUUGUGUUUACCAUGACCAAAGAGACCACCCCGCCACCCCAAGAGAAAUCCCUCCCCGCGCACAAUCCGCCUUCACUGCCUGCCUCCCCGCUGGCGAAACGAUCAAAGCCAGACACAAUGACUACCGCCGCCGUCACCUCGAUCCAGCAGCCGCUGCCCCCGCUGCUUGUUAAGAAGCUCGUCGAGUCUGCCCAGGCUCCGACUCGUGGCUCCGCUUUCGCGGCUGGGUACGAUAUUUACGCUGCGAAGGAGACUGUUAUCCCCGCUAAGGGAAAGGCCGCCGUUGAGACUGGCAUUGCUAUUGCUGUGCCUGAGGGAACUUACGGCCGCAUUGCUCCCCGUAGUGGUCUUGCUGCUAAGCACUUCAUUGACACUGGUGCUGGUGUCAUUGAUGCCGACUACCGCGGUGAGGUCAAGGUGCUUCUGUUCAACCACUCUGACGUUGACUUCCCGGUCAAGGCGGGUGAUCGUGUUGCCCAGCUGGUUCUGGAGCGGAUUUACACCCCUGAAGUGAGCGUUGUCGAGGAGCUGGAGGAGAGUGUCCGUGGUGCCGGUGGAUUCGGUAGCACUGGCAUCUAAGAGCCAUACCUCGGUACACAGUUGGGAGGAUGACAGACAAAAAUUAGACGGCUUCUGGGUUUAACAGGACCUAGUUACGAUUACAUGCAUUUGAGAACUUGUUUGAUUGAAUGAACAAAAGACACAAAAGAG
Penicillium samsonianum is the source of this 1023-nucleotide messenger RNA. RefSeq lists its product as uncharacterized. Bases 325 to 891 code for a protein of 188 amino acids. The record is from RefSeq and is a predicted model, not a curated record. NCBI's taxonomy places the organism in Eukaryota, Fungi, Ascomycota, Eurotiomycetes, Eurotiales, Aspergillaceae. Gene Ontology annotation, biological process: dUTP catabolic process; dUMP biosynthetic process. The transcript is spliced from 3 exons. Gene Ontology annotation, molecular function: magnesium ion binding; dUTP diphosphatase activity.